Messenger RNA from Odobenus rosmarus divergens (Pacific walrus), 6024 nucleotides. It is a transcript of the gene NACAD, whose product is annotated as NAC alpha domain containing. Lineage: Eukaryota; Metazoa; Chordata; Mammalia; Carnivora; Odobenidae. Gene Ontology annotation, cellular component: cytoplasm; nascent polypeptide-associated complex. The coding region runs from base 1 to 6024 and encodes 2007 amino acids. The record is from RefSeq and is a predicted model, not a curated record. The transcript has 8 exons. Gene Ontology annotation, biological process: protein targeting to membrane.
AUGCCCGGGGAGGCUGCCCGUGCCGAGCCGCUGCUGCCGGAGGCGGGCAGGCCCGGGCCCCGCACAGAGUCGUCCUGUGAUGUGGCCGCAGCCACCAGCCCGAGAGGGGACCGGCCGCAGCACUGUGCCCUGACCCCCGGACCCAGCGCCCUGGCCCUGGAGUUUCUGCCCAGCAAGCCGGGCGCCCGGCCCCCGCCGGAGGGAGCCAGCUGGGAUGCAGGGCCGGGCGGCAGCCCCUCGGCGUGGGCGGUGCCCGCAGAAGGCAGCCCCAGCCCGGGGUCCCCCGAGGCCCAGCCCGCCGGGGGUCCUCCCCCAGCCACCCUGGAGCCCCGGAUCGUGAUGGGUGAGGAGACCCGCCGGGCGCCCCCGCCAUCCAGGGCAGCCCUGCCAGAGCUCAGGGACCGGGAGGGUGGGCGCCCCAGCCUGGACCCACCCCCCGAGUUGUGUUCUCAGGGUGACCCUCCUGUGCCUUGCCCUGCCCCAGACCCUGACCCCUACUUCACGCCGCCCUCCACCCCCACCGAGAGCGCCUCUGCCCUGCUCCUUGGCCCCGGGCCCCGCAGGGAGGCCCGGGACGCCCCGGCUGAGCCAGGGGACUCGCCGCCCGCCUCACCCUCGGGCUCCUACAUCACGGCAGAUGGGGACAGCUGGGCCUCGUCUCCGUCCUGCUCCCUGAGCCUGCUGGCCCCGGCCGAAGGGCUGGACGUGCCCUCAGGCUGGGGCCUCUCCCCAGCGGGCUCGGUGGCUGACGAGGAGUUGUCUCCCACGGGGCCCGCCGGCCCCCCGACCCCAGAGUCCAGCGUCUCGGCCGACAGUAGCUCCUCCUGGGGCCAGGAGGGCCACUUCUUCGAGCUGGACUUCCUGGCCAACGACCCCAUGAUCCCCGCCGCCCUCCUGCCCUUCCGAGGCAGCCUCAUCGUCCAGGUGGAGGCCGUGGAGGUGACGCCGAGGGCCCCCGAGGACGAGGACGAGCAGGAGGAGGGGGUCCCUGCCCCCGGAGGGGACCCCGCCGGGGAGGGCGAGGACGACAGCACGUUCGCGUCCUCCCUGCAGUCCCUGUCUGACCUCUCCAUCACCGAGGGCAUGGACGAGGCCUUCGCCUUCCGGGACGACGCCUCGGCAGCCUCUUCCGACCCCGACUCGGCCUCCUACGCGGGGGCAGACGAUGACAGGCUGUACAGUGAGGAGCCCCACGCGCGGCCCGCUGCCCUGCGCCAGGACAGCCCUGGCGAGCCCGCUCCCGCCGCCCCCGAGCAGGGGGCCUGCCGAGCCACCGAGCGCCAGGAGCCGGGCGCCCGGGUCCCCGGGGCGGGCCAGGCCUCCGCUGCUGCCGCCGCCGCCACAUCCCCUCACACCCCGCGGGAAGCCCCAGGCCUCUCCGGGGGGAGCCCCCAGGCCUGGAGGGAGGAGGCAGACUCCCUCUCGGGUCCAGCACCUGCUGCCCCGGGCAGAGCUCAGCCCUUAUGGGAGGAUGACAGCACGGCCUUAGGCCUGGGCCCUUGGACCGCCCCGGAAGAGGGAGCCCUCACGCCAAGCCCAGAUUCUCUGCAGAAGCUGGAGAAAGAAGCAGGCCAGGACCCUGACUCUGUGGCCACACCCCUGCCCCUGCAGGACGCGGGCCUCCCCUUAGGCCAGGCGCCCGCUUCUCUGGUCAGCCCUGUGCCCCAGCCGGGAGAAACAGACAGGACCUUACUCCAGGACCCUGACUCUGUGGCCACACCUCUGUCCCUGCAGGACGUGGGCCUCCCCUCAGACCGGGGGACCCCCACUGGGGCCAGGCUUGAGAUCCUGCAGAAAGGUGCAGGCUGCAUGCCAGGAAUCGAACCUGUGGUCACUGCAGCCCAGCACGAAGGACAAGUGACCUUGGAACUGAGGCCAGCACCUGAGGAGAGGGACACAAGCUGCACUGGAGGCCCGGAGCCUCCAGCCUGGGACCAGGCCCAGCUGGAUGGCCUGGAGCCAGCUGCAGAUGCUGGGACACCCUGGGCCUCAUGGGGAACUGCAGGCGCCUCCAAGCCUGACAUGGAGGCCCUAGAUUCCCCCAAGCCUGCCACAGAGGCUGUGGAACGCCCUGGACCUGACACAGAGGCCACAAUUUGCCCCAAGCCUGUCACGGAAGCCCCAGAACACCCAGAAUCUGCCACGGAGGCUGUAGAAUGCCUGGAGUCUGCCACAGAGGUCCUGGAAUACCCUGAGCCUGCCACAGAGGCCCCGGAACAUUCUGAGCCUGCCACGGGGGCCCCAGAAUGCCCAGAGCCUGCCACAGAAGCCCCGGAACAUUCUGAGCCUGCCACAGAGGCCCUGAAAUGCCCAGAGCUUGCCACAGAGGCCCCGGAACAUUGUGAGCCUGCCACAGAGGCCUCAGAAUGCCCAGAGCCUGCCACAGAGGCCCCGGAACAUUCUGAGCCUGCCACAGAGGCCCCGGAACACCCAGAGCUUGCCACAGAGGCCCCAGAACAUUCUGAGCCUACCACGGAGGCCCCAGAACAUUCUGAGCCUGCCACAGAAGCCCCAGAACAUUCUGAGCCUGCCACGGAGGCCCCGGAACACCCAGAGCCUACCACGGAGGCCCCAGAACAUUCUGAGCCUGCUACAGAGGCCCUGGAACACCCAGAGCUUGCCACAGAGGCCCUGGAACAUUCUGAGCCUGCCACGAAGGCCCCGGAACACCCAGAGCCUGCCAUGGAGGCCCCAGAACAUUCUGAGCCUGCUACAGAGGCCCUGGAACGCCCAGAGCUUGCCACAGAGGCCCCGGAACAUUCUGAGCCUGCCACAGAAGCCCCAGAAUGCCCAGAGCCUGCCACGGAGGCUCCGGAACAUUCUGAGCCUGCCACAGAGGCCCCAGAAUGCCCAGAGCCUGCCAUGGAGGCCCCGGAACAUUCUGAGCCUGCCACGGAGGCCCCGGAAUGCCCAGAGCCUGCCACGGAGGCCCCAGAACGCCCAGAGCCUGCCACGGAGGCCCCGGAACGCCCAGAGCCUGCCACAGAGGCCCCGGAACAUUCUGAGCCUGCCACAGAAGCCCCAGAAUGCCCAGAGCCUGCCACGGAGGCCCCAGAAUGCCCAGAGCCUGCCAUGGAGGCCCCGGAACAUUCUGAGCCUGCCACAGAGGCCCCAGAAUGCCCAGAGCCUGCCACAGAGGCCCCAGAACACCCAGAACCUGCCACGGAGGCCCCAGAACAUUGUGAGCCUGCCAUGGAGGCCCCAGAAUGCCCAGAGCCUGCCACAGAGACCCCCAAACAUUGUGAGCCUGCCAGGGAGGCCCUGGAAUGCCCAGAGUCUACCACGGAGGCCCCGGGACAUUCUGAACCUGCCACAGAGGCCCCGGAAUGCCCAGAGCCUGCCACGGGGGCCCCGGAAUGCCCAGAGCCUGCCACAGGGGUCCCAGAAUGCCCAGAGCCUACCACAAAGGCCCUGGAACGCCCAGAGCCUGCCACAGAGGCCCCGGAGUUUUCUAAGCCUGCCACAGAGGCCCUGGAAUGCCCAGAGCCUGCCACAGAGGCCCCAGAACACCCAGAGCCUGCCACAGAGACCCCAGAACAUUCUGAGCCUGUCACGGAGGCCCCGGAAUGCCCAGAGCCUGCCACGGAGGCCCCAGAAUAUUCUGAGCCUGCCACGGAGGCCCCAGAAUGCCCAGAGCCUGCCACGGAGGCCCCAGAACGCCCAGAGCCUGACACAGAGGCCCCGGAGUAUUCUAAGCCUGCCACAGAGGCCCCGGAAUGCCCAGAGCCUGCCACAGAGGCCCCAGAACACCCAGAGCCUGCCACAGAGACCCCAGAAUAUUCUGAGCCUGCCACGGAGGCCCCAGAAUGCCCAGAGCCUGCCACGGAGGCCCCAGAACACCCAGAGCCUGCCACGGAGGCCCCAGAAUGCCCAGAGCCUGCCACGGGGGCCCCAGAACAUUCUGAGCCUGCCACAGAGGCCCCAGAAUGCCCAGAGCCUGCCACGGGGGCCCCAGAACAUUCUGAACCUGCCACAGAGGCCCUGGAAUGCCCAGAGCCUGCCACGGAAGCCCCGGAAUGCCCAGAGCCUGCCACGGGGGCCCCGGAACACCCAGAGCCUGCCACAGGGGCCGCAGAACACCCAGAGCCUGCCACGGGGGCCCCAGAAUGCCCAGAGCCUGCCACGGGGGCCACGGAAUGCCCAGAGCCUGCCAUGGGGGCCCCGGAACGCCCAGAGCCUGCCACGGGGACCGCAGAAUGCCCAGAGCCUGCCACUGGGGCCCCGGAAUGCCCAGAGCCUGCCACGGGGACCGCAGAACACACAGAGCCUGCCACAGAGGCCCCAGAAUGCCGAGAGCCUGCCACGGGGGCCUCAGAACAUUCUGGGCCCACCACAGAGGCCCCGGAAUGCCCAGAGCCUGCCACGGGGGCCCCGAAAUGCCCCAAGCCUGCCACGAAAGCUCCAGAAUGCCCAGAGCCUGCCACAGGUCCCCCUAGGCUUGCCAUGGAGGCCACAGACCCACCCAAGCCUGCCUCCAUUGGAGAGGAAGUAGCUGAGGGCCUGUUGGCACCUGAGCAGGGAACCGGUCCCAGUGCCUGUGUGCGUGCUGGUGAUGGAGCUGAGCCCCACUUGCCCCUGAAGGAGGCCCCAGGGGGUGAGAAUCAAGGGGCUGGAGGCCUUGAGUCAGCACCCCAGGGUGCUAGGAAGGCUCCUGGGGAUAGUGGCCCAGAGGUACAUCCUGCUGCCCGCCCCGAGGUUGGCCCUACAUGGCCCCAGAGCCCAGCGGAGGAGGGAAGAGCCAACCCUGAGCCCAGGUCUCCUGUUGCUGUGGCCUCAGAAGCUGGGCUGAGCCCCUGCUCCGAGUUUCCACCGAGGUUCGUGCCCAGGCCUGGCAGGGGCUGCCCCAAAGAGCCUGCCCCCACCUCUCCAGCACCCUCUCGGCAGCCGGAGCCCGUGCUGGGCCCAGGCAGUGGAGAGUGGGCACAGGUAGCACCCGGAAGCCCCAGCUCGUCCCCAGCACAAGCCCCCAAAAGCCCUGCCAGGGGCCUGCCCAGUGUGCCCCAAGACAGGCUUCUCGUCCCAGAGCCCCCUGCUCCUGGGGUCCCCACAGAGGCAGCCCCAUGCCCCAUGGCACCCCUCGCCCCCUGCCCUUGCCAGGGCCCCAGGGAAGACUCGGAGGAGGGCAAGGAGUCCCCGGGCUCUCCGGGCCUCCAGCCGCCACGGGCAGGAGCCCAGCGGGCGGUGGCUGCCUUCUCAGGAACCACGAAACCUCCUGGGGCCGGGCAUCGGGUCGGCCUCCCACCCCACUCCCCGAUCCUCAGCCCCAAGAUGGCCCCCACGGGGGACACCCAUGCCAAAGACCAGGCCUGGCGGAUCUCGACCCCCUGCCAAGUGCCUCCUGGCCCUCGAGGGCUCCCAGCCGCCGAGCAGCAAGAUGACCAGGACAGCCUGGAGGAAGACUCGCCGCCGAGGGCUCCGGGAUCCGGCCAGCACUCGGACAGCCACGGCGAGUCGUCUGCAGAGCUGGAGGAGCAGGACCUCUCAGGAGCGCAGACGGCACAGUGCCCGGCCCAGUCCCCGGCAGGUGGCAGCAGCGAGGAGACCGUGGCCAAAGCCAAGCAGAGUCGUAGUGAGAAGAAAGCCCGAAAGGCUAUGUCCAAGCUGGGCCUGCGGCAAAUCCAGGGGGUCACCCGGAUCACUAUCCAGAAGUCCAAGAACAUCCUGUUUGUCAUCGCCAAGCCCGACGUCUUCAAGAGCCCAGCCUCGGACACCUACGUGGUCUUCGGCGAGGCCAAGAUCGAGGACCUGUCCCAGCAAGUGCACAGAGCUGCUGCUGAGAAGUUCAAAGUGCCCGCGGAGCCUUCCGCCCUGGUCCCCGAGUCCGCGCCCGGGCCGCUGGUGAGGCCCGAAUGUGAGGAGGAGGAGGAGGAGGAGGAGGAGGAGGAGGUGGAUGAGGCAGGGCUGGAGCUCCGUGACAUUGAGCUGGUGAUGGCGCAGGCCAACGUGUCGCGGGCCAGGGCGGUGCGGGCCCUGAGGGACAACCAGAGCGACAUCGUCAACGCCAUCAUGGAGCUCACCAUGUAG